Molecule: messenger RNA, 858 nt
Organism: Salvia splendens (bonfire salvia)
Lineage: Eukaryota; Viridiplantae; Streptophyta; Magnoliopsida; Lamiales; Lamiaceae
Product: protein MIZU-KUSSEI 1
Exons: 1
Coding region: 1-858 (285 amino acids)
Biological process (GO): hydrotropism
Source: RefSeq, a predicted model, not a curated record
AUGAGAUAUUUGGAAAUUCCGGCGAAUAUUUCCCGAGCAAGCAGCUGCGAGAGCACUCAAAGCACCACCAACAUCAUCCCCUCAUCCUUCGCCCGCUCCACCUCCUACGUCGACAUCUCCGACCUAGACUACGCGGAGGAGCUCUACCACCGCACCGUCGUCCACGGCGGCGACACUCCGAGCGCCGCCGCCGCCACCGCCGCCUUCCGCCGCCUGGACAGAAUCCGCGGCGGCCGCAGCGCCGUCGCCUCCUUCCUCCGAUCCCUCCUCUCCAUAAUCACAUUCCCCUCCCUCCUCCCCUCCUGCCGCCGCCCGAUCACCUCCCCCGGCAUCACCCCCUCCCUCGGCCGGAAGGUCACCGGAACCCUAUUCGGCCGGCGCCGCGGCAACGUCAGCUUCGCCGUCCAGUACGAUCCGAGAUCCGUCCCAGUUUUCCUGGUAGAAUUCGCCGUCUCCACCGCCGCGCUGGUGAAGGAGAUGUCGGCGGGGAUGCUGAGGAUCGCGCUGGAGUGCGAGAAGCCUCCGGAAGAAUCGCGGCGGCGGAGAUCGGAGUCGCGGCUGUUCGGGGAGCCGGUGUGGAAGAUGUACUGCAACGGGAGGCAGUGCGGGCACGCGCAGGUGCGCGAGUGCAAUGAGUCGGAUUGGCACGUGCUGAGCACGGUGCAGAGGGUUUCGGUGGGGGCAGGGGUGAUCCCGGUGGGGGAGGAUUGGGGGAAAGCGGCGGAGAAGGGCGAGCUGGUUUAUAUGCGGGGGCGGUUCGAGCGGGUGGUGGGGAACCGGGACUCGGAGGCGUUUUAUAUGUUGAACCCGGAUGGGAAUAGCGGACCGGAGCUCGGGAUUUUCUUGCUUAGGAUUUGA